AGAAACUAACAUGGUUUCUCUCUCUACACAUAUAUUUCUCUCUCUUCCCACUAUGUGUAGUGGAACCUCAACUAAACUCGUAGAAAUAUUGGAUAACACCACCAUGCAUUUCCACAAACUUUUCAUUCAUUCUCUCUCCGCGUAUUCGUUAUUCCAAUAAUACCCUUUUUAUCAUUCGUCGGCAGUUUAUUUUGUUGUCUUCCUAGGAACAAAGCUACAAAUAAACAACACCAUAGAAAGAAAAAAAAACAUGUUCAAAGGGACCCUAUUUUUUUCAACCUUUGCAAAGUGUCAAGCCACACUUGUUUUGUUUGUAUUUUAUGUGAAAACAACAAUAACAAAAGGAGGUGCUUGUAGUUGUUGUUUGUUGUUGGUGGGUGCGUAGGAUAAGCUUCAAAAUUGGGUUAACGUUAAGGGAGAAUAGAAACAAGAAAUGACAAGGUUUUUAAGAUUAUUGUGCUUUUAUUAAGAUAAUAGUAAUAACAACCCAUUUAGUUGUAUAGGUUACAUUAAAAAUAUAAAUGGUUUUUUUUGUGACCCUUUAGCUUCAUUAAUCUUUGUAUUAAUUUGGGUUGAAUACCCAUUUGAGAAUUCUCAUAAAGUUGCUUAAAGUUGCAUGCUUUUGCAAUUGGGGAAGCUUUCAUGGAGGUCAAUUUUGGAUUUUGUUUGUUCUUGUUGGUUUUGUUGGCUCCUUUGACUUGUGCUGGCAGAGCCGCCAUGAGCACCACCGCCGGUGGCGGUGGUGGUGGUGAUGGUGGUGGUGAUGGUUCAAUUCAGAAGCUUGAAGUUCAGAAGCACUUGAAGAAUUUGAACAGGCCACCGGUUAAGUCCAUCAAGAGUCCUGAUGGAGAUAUUAUUGAUUGUGUUCAUGUUUCACAUCAACCAGCUUUUGAUCAUCCUGACCUCAAAAGUCACAAGAUUCAGAUGAGGCCGAAUUUCCAUCCGGAAGGGAACAAUUUUGGAGAAAGCAAAGUCUCUUCAAAUUCAAAGCCUAUAACUCAACUUUGGCACAAAAGUGGGAGGUGUUCCGAAGGAACAAUUCCUAUAAGAAGGACCAAAAAGGAUGACAUAUUACGGGCUAGUUCUGUCCAAAAUUUUGGAAAGAAGAAGCACAAAAGUACCCCUCAGCCGAAACCAGCAAAGCCGCUACCCGACCUCUUCACUCAGAGCGGUCACCAGCAUGCCAUAGCAUAUGUGGAAGGGGGAAAUUUCUAUGGAGCGAAGGCAACCAUCAACGUUUGGGACCCGAAAAUUCAACAACCUAAUGAAUUCAGCCUGUCUCAAAUUUGGAUUUUGGCCGGCUCUUUCAAUCAAGAUCUCAACAGCAUUGAAGCAGGCUGGCAGGUCAGCCCUGAUUUGUAUGGUGACAAUAACACUAGACUCUUCACUUAUUGGACAAGUGAUGCAUAUCAAGCAACUGGUUGUUAUAAUCUUCUUUGCUCUGGAUUUAUUCAAAUUAACAAUGAUAUAGCCCUUGGUGCAAGUAUAUCCCCACUUUCUAACUAUGGUUCUUCCCAAUAUGAUAUAAGUCUCCUUGUGUGGAAGGACCCAAAAGAGGGAAACUGGUGGAUGCAAUUUGGGAAUGACCAUGUUCUUGGAUACUGGCCAGCUCCUUUAUUCUCUUACCUAACUGAGAGUGCUUCCAUGAUUGAAUGGGGAGGUGAAGUAGUGAACUCUGAGUCUGAUGGACAACACACCUCAACACAAAUGGGAAGUGGACAUUUCCCCGAUGAAGGUUUCGGCAAAGCUAGUUAUUUCAAGAACAUUCAAGUUGUUGAUGGCGACAACAAGUUAAGAGCUCCAAAAGAUCUUGGAACUUACACUGAAAAAGAAAACUGCUAUAAUGUCAAAACCGGUAAUGCCGGGGAUUGGGGUACCUACUUCUAUUAUGGUGGUCCAGGUCGAAAUCCUAAUUGCCAGUGAUCUUUUAUGUUAAAAUCAUGGUUUUAAAUUGCGGUCAGGUUUCUGCUACUAUACAAAUUUUUAUACUCCGCAAAAAUGCAUGUGGUUUUAAUAGAGUUGCGGAAACCUGAUAAUUUUUUAUAUUACUAUUUUUAAUUUUAUAUUUCGACCGCAAUUUAAAACCAUGUUUAACCUGGUGUUGUUUUGAAUUGGUCAGUGUAGCUAGUAACUUGUGGUAUCCUUAGAUGAUAUUGGUGUAGAAGGUCAAAAAUCUCAUUUGAGGUCUCCAAAAAUUGUUGGAGAAAAGGGGUGAUGGGUUUGUUAGAUUGACAAGAAAAAUGUUUGUUCAUUGUUUUCCAUGUUUAUAUAAAUAUGUAUAUUGUCUGCUCCUUUCUCUGGAGCUGUGAAUGUGAAAAGAAUAUUCUCUAAUAAGAGCAUUAAUUUAUGA
Lathyrus oleraceus (garden pea) is the source of this 2350-nucleotide messenger RNA. RefSeq lists its product as uncharacterized. The transcript is spliced from 7 exons. The coding region runs from base 643 to 1923 and encodes 426 amino acids. The record is from RefSeq and is a predicted model, not a curated record. Lineage: Eukaryota; Viridiplantae; Streptophyta; Magnoliopsida; Fabales; Fabaceae.